Molecule: messenger RNA, 952 nt
Organism: Chenopodium quinoa (quinoa)
Lineage: Eukaryota; Viridiplantae; Streptophyta; Magnoliopsida; Caryophyllales; Amaranthaceae
Product: protein CHLORORESPIRATORY REDUCTION 7, chloroplastic-like
Exons: 3
Coding region: 362-832 (156 amino acids)
Cellular component (GO): chloroplast stroma
Source: RefSeq, a predicted model, not a curated record
ACCGUGGUGAUGGGACGACGAUGGAUGGAUAUUUGUGAUUAAUGUAAAGUGUCAUUAACAAUAUUUAUGGUUUCACGACCUUAGGUUUAUAAACGUAUACUUUUUGAUUCAGAGGGCGGGCCUCAGUUUCAACAAAUGUGUUAAGGAAACCAAACACGAAUUUUGGUUUUAGACCAUUUGAGGACUCCUAAAUUUCUAAGAUAGAUUUUAACUAAUCAUAUCAAUUGCACCAAAUGUUCUACACUAAAAGACACACCAACUCAAUUUUAUUAUCCAAACUAAAGCCAUUCAUCUAAAAUCAUACUCCAACACUGCACAUCCUUCAGCUAAUUCUCAAUACCCAAGAUUCGAAGGCUAAAGAAUGACACCAAUAACCAGAUUAUUGAACACCCAGCUACAAAACAUCUACAUUACUAAUCAUCCAAUUCUCUUUUAUGAAUCAAGCCCACGGUUCUACCACCGUGUACCGGAAAUCCCAACACAUCAACCUUGUCUUGGUCAGCUGAAUACUUCAACCUACAACAAACUGCUUUCAUGCAGGAGUGAUGCAGUCAAGAGUUAUGCAGGUAGACGGCGCAGGGCGAAUUACAUGGACACAGAUACUUAUGUGUACUUGGAACCAGGGAGAAGUGAGGAGUUUGUUUCUGAGGAAGAAUUGAAAGAUAAGCUUAAAGGGUGGCUAGAAAAUUGGCCAAACGAGACGUUACCACCCGACCUUGCUCGAUUCGAAACACUAGAUGAUGCAGUCUCAUUUCUUGUGAAAUCUGUAUGUGAGCUUGAAGUUGAUGGAGAUGUUGGUUCAAUCCAAUGGUAUGCAGUCCGUCUUGAGUAAAGUUGUCAUGUCGCGUUUCAUUAGAAGAUUCAAUAAAAUUGGAAUGAUACAGAGAAGAUUAGCAACUUUUCACAUUUGGUUGUAACUUUCAUUAUAAUUUUCAUGACAGUAUUUAGUACA